AAAGGAAAGAUAAACUUGAACACCAGACUAGAAUAUUUACCUUUUUUCUAAUUUAUCAAUGAAAUGAAAUCAAACAAAGAAUGAAGUCUGCCCUGUCUCUCUUGUAGACCAAACCUCCGUCUACAGCAGAUGUUUUUGGCUCCUCCCCGACAGCUUAGUAAAACAUUCCAGCCCACCUCUGGGAAUCUGCUACCUCCUCCUCACACUUUCUCAACUCUGAGUCAAAGUCUCUCCAGGAGCUGAGGAGACUGAGCUGACGCACAAUGAGAGGACUUGUUGUCUUGGUUACUUUGGCCUGCUUGGCCGGCGCUCAGCACCAAGCACUGAUUGACUAUUUGGAGCGGAGGCUGCUCGCUAUUGAGGUAAGACUCACUUUACCUCCCUGUUGAGCCCUGCGCUCUAGUGUCCCUGGGAAAGGAAACUUCCAGGGACUGGGCACAGGCAAUGGAAUGCAGAUGUGGGCAAAUCCUGAGAAAAAUGCUGGAAAAUACAGCUCUGUGAAACAUUAAGGGAUAAUAGGAUCCUUGUCUGGGCAAGGGGACUAAGGAAAAAUUGUGACUCAAAUGCCUAUUAGUCUAAAAAUGGCUAAUAUGAUGAAAAAAGCAAGUUCAAAAAUUGUUACCCAACAGAAAUUCUCUGUUUGAAAGCUUUGAAAGUUUGCUGUCAUCCAAAAUUACAUAACCAAAGUGUUAUUAUUUAACCAGUAACACAUGCUGGACGCAAUAUUUGGAAGACAUAUCUGCUGAUUUGACAUUUUUUUACCUGCAGAUUGAAAUUGAAAAGUGUCUUUUACAGAGCUCCAAAUUUAGUCUCAGAGAUUGUGCACAAAUAUAAAAGAUUAAUUAUAAAGUAUGGUAUUCUCCUUAUUGUAGGUCCAAGGUCAUUCAAACUAAUUUAUCAAACAGAUUUUUUUGAAUGUUUUUUUAUAACAACUCUCUCCGCGUGUUGCUGUUAUGUAAGCUGGUUCAAGUUUUCCUGUAGCGAUGGUUUCCUUUUAUCUCUGUCCUGCAGAGAGAGGGCAGAAGUCACAGACUGCCACAGAGUCCUCCGUUUGGUCUUAUUGUUUUUCAGGAGACACUUGAGCAGGGUGUUUACUCGCCACAUGUGGGUUGAACCUGGUUAUUUGAGGGAUGACUUUUCAUCUUAAUAUGCCCUUCUGUGGCAGUCAGCUUACUGAGCCUUAAAAUAAGAUCAAAAUUAUGGCUUUGUCUGAGUUUUCCAGGGAUGCAGUAAAGGUCACUAUUCAUCCAUAAACCAUGCGUUACUCACUUUCAAGAAAUCAAAUGGGACCACUUUUAACGUGUGUAAAAAUAAACCCUAACCCUAAAAACACUAAUUUAUCACUUUGUUAAAAAAUCAGGAUCGGAUCUCUCUGUGGCAUGAACAAACUACUCGGUAUGCCUCUGAGCUGAGGGAGCUGAAGCAACAGAUGGUUUCUCAACUGGAGAACUUGGACAAGGAGAAAGAGGUACUCAGGAUGAACCUGGACAGUGUGGGAACCAGGGUGGACCGGGUCGAGAGAGAAAUGGAUUACUUGGAGACCCAGAACGGGGCUCAGCCUUGUGUGGAUGUGGACGAUAAGCUGAUCGAACAGCAGGUGACUCUGGUAGAGGAGAAGCAGAGAGCAAAGUAUUCAAGGCUGUCAGGUGAGUUUGAUGGACGAACUCCGUAAGUGGCGAUGAAGAUGACCCUUUUUUUGAGGAUAUUAACUGUCUUGAUGAGAGUUUAAAGUGAAGCCAACUAGGGCUGGGUGAUAAAACAGUAACGAUAUAUAUUGAAAACUAAUUUCCCUUAAUAUCAAUAUAAAUUAUGGUUAAUAUGCUUUUCAAUAUGCCAUGUUUUGGUAGACUAUAUGAAUAGCCAAUGAAAAGGGGAGUUGCUCUGGGUCUGCUUCGGGCUGAACCAAUCAUGUGCUGAGUUAGAACCAAGUAGCAAAUGACUGCGUAGUAGCAGGCUGCAGCUACACGCAACUAUAGAACUUUAACACAUGAAGAAGAGAAAAAAAGAAAAUGAGAUCAGAUGACGAUAUCAUCAACAACACUAGCACGAAAACAUCGGUGGUGUGGAGAUAUUUUGGUUUUUAUGAGGUUGGACAUGAAGCAGAGUAAUAAGUACUGCAAAUUAUGUCGAGUAAAUGUUCUGGCAAAGUCGGGGAAUACCUCAAAUCUUUUUAAUCACCUGAAGCAGUGCCACACAGCAGAGCACAUGCAAUGCAAAAGGUUACGAACCCCGAGCGGAGCAAGGAGCCCAUGGCGCCUGUGCAGCCGAAACAGCCGACCAUUCAGUCCGCUUUCUUUAGCGCACCGCCUUAUGACCAAACGUCGAAGAGACACAAAGACCUCACUUAUUGCAUUGCAAAAGACAUGCUACCAUGAAGAACUCUUGAUUUUCAUUUUCUGUAUUGUGAUAUAUAUCGAUAUCAACUGAUAUGAAAAAAAUAUAUUGUGAUAAACUUUUUUCCCCAUAUCGCCCAGCCCUAAAGCCAACGAUCUUUGUCUGGCAAAAGAUUUUAAAAAUAGAUAAAUAAAAGCAGCGCAUGGUAAAAUUAAACAUCACCUCUUAAAAGUUGUUAAAAUGUUUAAUAGAUGUUUUCCGUCAUACUUUCCAGACUGCAGUGACAUGAUCUCCAGCAUUAAGGCCAUGAAGAUCUUAAAGCGCGCGGGCGCCCCAAGAGGCACAUGGACCAAAGACAUCAGCAGAGGCUCUGGGAAGAUCUACAUCUUUAACGGGACUGAUGACAACACCAUCCAUGAGUUUGCAUCGGUGCAGGACUUCACCCGCUCUCAGGGUUUCUCUCUGUCCAAGAGCCUGAAGCUGCCGUCUUCAUGGAAGGGAACAGGACACGUCAUCUACAACAAUCAUGUGUACUACGUAAGUCAGGAUCAGGAGAUAAAUGUGGUUAAGUAUGACAUGAAAGAUGGCUUUAUGACUGACAGCGCAGUGUUCCCAGAGCGGGACCAGGUCCCUGUUUAUGGUCUGACCCCUGAGACAGUAAUGGACCUGGCUGUGGAUGAGGAAGGCCUGUGGGCCAUUUACUCGACACAGCAGAAUGAGAGAUACAUUUCUCUUGCAAAAAUGGACACCAACUCGCUGGACUUAGAGCAAAUGUGGGACACAAACUGUCCGAGAGAGAACGCAGAGGCAGCUUUUGUCAUCUGUGGUACUUUGUAUGUGGUGUACAACACCCAGCAGCCAGGCCGCUCUCGUGUCCAGUGUGUGUUCGACGUCAACGACAUGGUGAGCAAUGAAGAGGCACCCCUGGUUUAUUUCCCGAAACGCUAUGGAGCCCACUCCAGCCUCAAGUACAACCCACAGGAGCAGCUGCUCUAUGCCUGGGAUGACGGCUACCAGAUCCUGUACAAACUCGCCAUGAAAAAGAAACUGGAAAUUUGAACUAAAUAACAAACUGCACAUCCUGAAACUGAUGCAAAGAAGCCAAUGACCCCUAAAGUACAACACUAGAGUUAAUGCAACUUUGAGCUCCUUAACUACACAUCUGUGUUUUCAUUUACCGCCGUUUCUGUCCAUUUAAGAAGGCAUGUUGAAUUUCAGAUUUUUUUUUCUGAUUUCAGCUACAAAACUGAUGAAACUCACUUCAGGUGUGAAAUCCAGAGACCAACAAUUAAAAGAUAAAGAAUGAACCAUAAUGAUAAAAUAAUGAAAAGGUAUUUGCAUAGGAAGAGUGUUCCAGGAGUUGGAACCUCUCUCUAGAUAAAGGUUUAUCAAGGUUUGGUAUCAUUUGAGCUUCCCACCUGAAGUAAAAUGUAAUGAGAAGAUAGCUGCUGAGAGAAUAAGGACUUUAUGUUCAUUUACUGAUCCUUCCUUCACCAUUCUUUUUGAUUUCAUCAUUUACUGACAGACGUCCAUCUGUGAUGUGACCACUAAACUUGUUUAAUUAUAUUUUAUGAGUCUUUGGUGCUGCUUUACCCACUUUAUACUUGUUGCUGUUUAGUUGAAUUCAUAUUUGUAUGUUGUACAUGAACUACCACACAUACAGGUUUUAGUUUAGACAAAUAAAGCAAACAUUUCAACUUUAAAACAUCAUGAAACCUUUUCAAAUAUACUCACACAGAUUCAUUUCAUGAUCUUUUGUGUCUGUAAUAAAAAUGGAUUUAACAGAAAA
Messenger RNA from Xyrichtys novacula (pearly razorfish), 4123 nucleotides. The record is from the annotation of a GenBank genome assembly. NCBI's taxonomy places the organism in Eukaryota, Metazoa, Chordata, Actinopteri, Labriformes, Labridae.